CAGGAAUAGCUGUUAAACUUAAUUUAAAUGGAGUCUGAAACUGCAGUAAAUUAUAAAAAGUCAAACUUGAGGAAAGGGAAUAGCAACCGGCAUACUAAUAAUGUAAGCAGGAAUACGACCACAGAGCACACUGAGUGAACUACGAAUUAUCAUUCGAAUUAUAUUCGAAGUUCGAAGGUCACCGAUGAGAGAGCUACAGCACUCAGUCCGAAUUCUUCGAAAAGAGAUGAAUCCAAGAUUUUAUGGUCCAAAGAGACAAAAGUACUUGAGAAAAUAGGUCAGUGCAAAGACUGUUUUAACAAGGUUUUGUUCUCUUUUAAGUCAACGAAGCGGAACAAAAUUAAGAAGCUAAAGUCUGAUGGGAUUCGAACUGAGACUAAUAUUAAAUAAACUCAAGAUUAGUGCUGUCAAGGGGAAGAAGCACAAAUAAUGAGCUCAGUUCCACUCUGAAGCUGAUAUCCUACAGCUCUGAUAAUAAUAUCAAGGCGAAUAAGAUUAAUGAGAAGAAAGUUGAUUUUGUCAGAUAUAAUAAAACUCUUAAGCCAAAGUUGAAAGAGAAUGUUAUGAGGAAAGUGCAUGUCAGGAAGAAGACCAAAAUUGACAAGAUGAUAAAUAAACCUAAUCAAAAACUUAAGAAGAAACCUCUUGAGGGGAAGAAGGUCCACCUAUAUCCAUUUAUUGACCCUGAAGAGAUUUCUGAGUUCACCAUUGAUGAGCGGAGGCAGGGUAUACGAAUUCCUUUGGUUCGUGAGAGGAGAACAAUGCCGGCUGGAAACCCUCGGCCUCUGAUUUCAAAACAGUCUGUUAAAUUUAGUAAUUAA
This is a messenger RNA of Moneuplotes crassus, 821 nucleotides long. NCBI's taxonomy places the organism in Eukaryota, Ciliophora, Spirotrichea, Euplotida, Euplotidae. The record is from the annotation of a GenBank genome assembly.